Molecule: messenger RNA, 561 nt
Organism: Cicer arietinum (chickpea)
Lineage: Eukaryota; Viridiplantae; Streptophyta; Magnoliopsida; Fabales; Fabaceae
Source: RefSeq, a predicted model, not a curated record
UAUUCAACGAACAACAACAUCUAAUUUUUUUAAAAUAUCAUGUAUAGGAUGUAUGUACAAAGUUUGAAAAGUAUAUAUGGAGAUCUCAAUGACAAUGUCAUUGAUACACAAAUAGAAGUUGACUUUCCGCGAUGGUUUCAAGAAUAUGUGACAAAGAAUCACAAACUUAGGAUGCAAAACCCUGACUUGUAUGACUUGGCAAGAGGACCCUUGAGACUAGCAAAGUCAUGGCCUAUUUAUCAUGUGAAUGGAUACCAAUUCAACACAACUUCUUGGGGUGAAGGCAAAAUAACAUAUAAUAGUGGAGUAUGUGUUAAGGGAAUUGGUCAAGGUGAAACCUCAAGUGAUUAUUAUGGUGUUGUUUCCGAGAUUCUAGAAUUUGAAUGGCGAAGUCAAGCAACACGAAAGCUAAUUUUAUUUUACUGUGCUUGGUUCGACCCUUCAAGUCGUGGAAUGAGGAUACAUAAUCAAUACAAGAUUGUAGAAGCACGAAAAGAGAGAAAAUAUGAAAAGGUUUACAUGGCCCCCAACUUUGAACGACAUGGUGCGACGCAACUUUGA